Molecule: messenger RNA, 1776 nt
Organism: Fragaria vesca subsp. vesca
Lineage: Eukaryota; Viridiplantae; Streptophyta; Magnoliopsida; Rosales; Rosaceae
Product: fatty acyl-CoA reductase 2-like
Exons: 9
Coding region: 1-1776 (591 amino acids)
Biological process (GO): suberin biosynthetic process; long-chain fatty-acyl-CoA metabolic process
Cellular component (GO): intracellular membrane-bounded organelle
Molecular function (GO): alcohol-forming very long-chain fatty acyl-CoA reductase (NADP+) activity
Source: RefSeq, a predicted model, not a curated record
AUGGAAGCUUCAUUGCUAAACUCUUUCUCUUCAACAAUUAAUCCACCAAAUAAACUUGCAAUAUUUUCCGAAAAGUGGGAUUGGUGCUUGUUGAGGAGAAAAAAGAGUAGUUUAGCUGUGUGCCAAGGAGCAUCAUCAGGUGGAAAUGCAAAAAAGAUCAGUGGUUUUUCUUCUGCUGCAACUCUAAUGGAUGCAGGAAGCCUUGUUUUGUCUCCAAAUGAUCAGAAGGUCAAGAAGGAGAACAACACUGCAGUCAAGGAGUUGGUGCCUUUUGUGGAGAUGCAUGAUGGUAUUGGAAUUGUAAAGUUUCUUAGAGGAAAAGGGUUCUUCAUUACUGGCGGAACCGGUUUUCUAGCAAAAGUUCUUAUUGAGAAAAUCUUACGGACUGCGCCUGAUGUGGGGAAGAUAUAUCUCUUGAUCAAGGCUAAAACCAAGGAGGCUGCAAUGGAAAGAUUAAACACUGAAAUCAUAAACACGGAGCUUUUCAAGGGUCUUAGACAAACUUAUGGAAAAUCUUAUCAAGCCUUCAUGUUGAGCAAACUAGUUCCUGUGGUGGGGAAUGUGUGUGACUCAGAUCUAGGGCUGGGAGACGACGUAGCUGCUUUGAUUGCUAAAGAAGUUGAUGUUGUUAUAAAUUCUGCAGCUAACACAACAUUCCAUGAAAGAUAUGAUGUAGCUUUAGAUAUAAACACAAAAGGUCCUUGCAACCUUAUGGCCUUUGCCAAGAAGUGCAAGAAACUUAAGCUCUUUCUGCAAGUAUCAACAGCAUAUGUUAAUGGACAAAGACAAGGGAGGAUUAUGGAAAAGCCAUUUUGUAUAGGAGAAAGCAUAAUAGGAGAGAAUUCCACCUCAGAAACCCCACCAGGAUUUGAAUCACUGGAUGUUGAAAAUGAAAUGAAGUUGGCCAUGAACUCCAAGGGAGCUUAUGAAGAUAAUGAGGUAUCUCAGAAGAUGAAAGAUCUGGGUUUAGAAAGGGCCAGAAAAUAUGGAUGGCAAGAUACAUAUGUGUUCACCAAAGCCAUGGGAGAAAUGGUGAUUGAUGAUAUGAGAGGUGAUUUACCAGUAGUCAUAAUCCGACCUAGUGUCAUCGAAAGCACUUGCAAAGAGCCGUUUCCUGGAUGGAUGGAAGGAAACAGGAUGAUGGAUCCAAUUGUUUUAUACUAUGGAAAAGGACAGCUCACUGGUUUUCUAGUAGACCCUAAUGGGGUACUUGAUGUGGUUCCAGCUGACAUGGUUGUUAACGCAACUCUAGCCGCCAUUGCAAAACAUGGAAUGGCUCAGAAACCAGACAUCAAUGUCUACCAGAUUACUUCAUCGGUUGUGAACCCAUUAGACUUCCAAGAUUUGUCUAAACUGUUGUAUGAACAUUACAACUCGUCACCCUGCAUGGAUUCAAAAGGCAGGCCAAUCAACGUUCCAUCGAUGAAGCUCUUCAGCUCCAUGGAAGAUUUCUCUGAUCACAUUUGGAGAGACGCCACUCAAAGAAGUGGGUUAACAGCUUUGGCUUCCUCAAAUGGGAAGCUGUCUCAGAAACUUGAGACAAUGUGCAGAAAGUCGGUAGAGCAAGCAAAGUAUUUGGCUAGUAUUUAUGAGCCUUAUACUUUCUAUGGUGGAAGGUUUGAUAACAGCAACACUGAGAGACUAAUGGAUAGCAUGUCUGAAGAAGAGAGGAAGAAGUUUGGAUUUGAUGUGGGAAGCUUAGAUUGGAAAGACUAUAUAACAAAUGUUCAUAUUCCUGGUCUUAAGAGGCAUGUCUUGAAGGGAAGAGGGGUGUGA